GUGAAAAAUUAUAGUAUAAAUUAUAUAUUCGUAAAUAAAUGUACACAAAUUUGUAUAAGUGAUCGACGAAUACAGUUAGAUGUGUUUGUGAUGUGGUUAUCUGACGCAGAACAAAUGAAGCGACGGAGGCCACGAUAUACCUUAAACACGACUGACCAAUGAUUGUUAAUACAAUGUUUUUCGUUAUUGGCCUAAUAGCAGGAUGUAUUGCGCUGGUGACGUCACAAAUGCCACCAGGCUUCAGCUUACCUGCGAUAACACACGUGGAUCGCAACUGGUUCGCCAUGUCCACUGAUCCCAUCGGUUCUGUAGUAACAAAGGUUCAUAGAGAACGAACUGGUUCGCGAGCCGUGACAUACGGACUGGAAACAAGUGGACCACCUUCCCCUUUCAAAAUUGAUCCAAACACUGGAGUUGUCACCGUCAAUGAUACAUUAAAGGAUAAGGAAAAUCGGUCUUACUCACUGUGGGUGACAGCUUUCGAUGGUUCUUCGAUUCCACAGAGAACAGAAAUCUUAGCUACAAUAACAGACAAUACUGGCUCAAGGCCAAAUGUACCUCGUCCACCGCCAUUCGCUCUACCAAGCUACCCAACUGUACCACUACCACCAAAGUUUACUAGAACUACGCACAGCACAACCAAAGCCGCAGAACCAUUUAUUGAAGAAAUAACAGUACCUGAUAUAACAACAACUACUUCUACUUUGAAAACAACUGCUAAAGUUGAAAAUGAUCCGCAUGAAGAUAAAAUGAUAGAAUCUGAUGAAACUAAAGGUAAUAGUUCAAAAAUACCAGUUGUAGAAACUCCCAUCGGAAAUGACGUCCCACUAACAGUGAUACCUCUUGUGGCAAUCGGUGGACUGGUAGCUAUUGUAGCUGGAGUUAUAAUUUUUGUUUGGAAAAAGAACGGUGGAAAGAAAACGAAAACUGAAAAAGAUGAUAUGAGCAAAGACUCAAGUGGCAUCGUGCUCCAAGAUUCACAUGCCCUCAACAUGUGGGACCGUCCUCGUGCAUAUUCAAAUCGUUAUGAGUCAUGGGAUAAUAACCAUUUACAGCUCUCAGAAGAAACGACAAUUAGUAAAGAAGAACCGCGCGAUGAAUGGGAGUUUCCAAGGCAUCGAAUAAGGAUUUUCAAUAUCGUCGGAGAAGGCGCCUUCGGCCAAGUUUGGCGCGCUCAAGCUAUUGAUAUUGAUGGCAAAAAAGGUGAGCAGACCGUAGCUGUGAAAACACUCAAAGAAAACGCGUCAGAAAAAGAAAAAUCUGAUUUAUUACAAGAAUUAACUGUCAUGAAGAAUUUAGGAACUCAUCCCAAUGUCGUCAGACUUAUAGGAUGCUGUACGGAAAAGGAACCUACUUUUGUGAUAAUGGAGUUCGUUAGCCUGGGUAAGCUGCAGCAGUUCCUUCGUGACUCCAGAGCUGAGCGCCACUAUGGAAACACGCAUGGAGGCAGCCAGUUCCUCACUUCACGGGACUUGACCCACUUCGCUUUUCAAGUUGCCAGGGGAAUGGACUUCUUGAGCUCUAAAGGGAUAAUACACAGAGAUCUAGCGGCUCGAAACGUUCUUAUCACGGAAGAGAGAACGUGUAAAGUGGCGGAUUUCGGAUUUGCGAGGGACGUAGCUGGGACUCACGUUUAUGAACGCAAGAGCGAUGGACGUCUGCCAAUUAGAUGGAUGGCACCAGAAUCGUUAUACGACGAUAUAUUUAGCGUAAAAUCAGACAUUUGGAGUUUCGGUGUACUUCUCUGGGAAAUCGUUACACUGGGUUCAACUCCUUACCCAGGCUUAUCAGCAGGAGAUGUCAUGAGAAAGGUACGAGAAGGCCAUCGCUUAGAAAAGCCGGAACACUGUCGUCGCGAACUGUACAAUAUUAUGUACUACUGCUGGGAGGCGGAACCAACGUCACGUCCGGACUUCAAGGAAGUAGUGGGCAUGUUGGAACGGCUGCUGUGCACGGAGAUGGAUUAUAUCGAACUGGAACGCUUCCCCGAUCAUUCGUAUUAUAAUGUACAGCAUCUGGACGGAGAGAAACUAUAAAAUCAUAUAAGUUACUGAUUUAAUAUAUCGUCUCUAAAUUGAUCUGAAUUAAAUAGACAAUCUCGAUAUGCCAGUAUCAAAUGUACUUAGAGUUGCAAUCGUUGUUGCAAUUCGUAUGAUUAUCGUUGUUUAUAUUUUAUUAAUCUGUGUAUAAAAGCUGAAUACCAAGUGAUUAGCUUAACACAAGCUGAAUAAAUAAAAAAUCACAAAUUAACGCUCGCAUAAAAUUUUAUAUUAAACAUUUUGAUUUUGUUGACGUAUUUUUAUAUUACUAAGCAAUAAAGAAACAGUUUCGAGCAUACGUAAAUAAGAAUCAUAAAAAAAAUAUUAUGUAUAUACCUAUGUAUGUUAUAUAGAGGGUAUCUUUCAUUAUAUAUUUAUGUGACAUUUAACGUUAUUUACUUUUUAAUUAAUAGUCACAGAUAUAUAUAAAGUAUCUUUCAAUCUGAGUUUAUGUAUAAUUGUCUAAUUAUACAUUAUAAUUUAUUUUAUGUAUAAUUUUACGUGACUACCUCUAAUUUAUCAUUCGUUCAUGUUUUUCUUUCACGGGUGUGCUGGAAGAAAUAUCUUCAAGGAUAAGACAAUCUUAGAUCUAUUUAAACUGUUUCAAAUCAGGAAAAAUUAAUAAAGUUAUAUGAUUCAAAAUUAUAAAAUCAAUUAACUUAAAUAAAAUCUGAGAUUACUUAGUAUAUAACGCUCUUAUUAUUAUUCUAAGUAGCUACUAGUCCUCUAUAAAGUAGUAUUUGAUAAGAAUUAUCGAUUACAUACAUAAGAUAUUAAAAAAAAGGUUGUAUAUAAAUUGUAUUAAGGUAUAUUCUUUGUAAUAAAUGUUGUUAAAAUUA
This is a messenger RNA of Vanessa tameamea, 2878 nucleotides long. RefSeq names its product tyrosine kinase receptor Cad96Ca (gene Cad96Ca). Gene Ontology annotation, biological process: homophilic cell-cell adhesion; multicellular organism development; cell surface receptor protein tyrosine kinase signaling pathway. Gene Ontology annotation, cellular component: plasma membrane; signaling receptor complex. NCBI's taxonomy places the organism in Eukaryota, Metazoa, Arthropoda, Insecta, Lepidoptera, Nymphalidae. The record is from RefSeq and is a predicted model, not a curated record. Bases 159 to 2036 code for a protein of 625 amino acids. The transcript is spliced from 10 exons. Gene Ontology annotation, molecular function: ATP binding; calcium ion binding; transmembrane receptor protein tyrosine kinase activity.